Molecule: messenger RNA, 2133 nt
Organism: Eimeria mitis
Lineage: Eukaryota; Apicomplexa; Conoidasida; Eucoccidiorida; Eimeriidae
Product: ARID/BRIGHT DNA-binding domain-containing protein, putative
Exons: 6
Coding region: 1-2133 (710 amino acids)
Source: RefSeq, a predicted model, not a curated record
AUGUGUGUAAUUUGGGGUGUAUGUACACCUCAGGUGAAGCGGUUUUAUGUGCGGUGGAUCCGCCAGUUUGAGGGGGAGAAGAUAUCACCUGAGCUGCGAAAGCAGCUGCAGCCUGCUGCUGCUGAUGCUGCUCGUCGUGCUGCUGCUGCUGCUGCUGCUGGGACCCCUGCUGCUGCUCCGUACUCUGCUGCUGCUGCUUCUGCAGCUGCUGCUGCUGCAGCAGGAGGAAACGCCAGCUUUCUACAGCAGCACGCAGCAGCCCUCGCGAUGCACCCACUACGACAGCAGCAGCACCACAUGCUGCCGCAGCAGCAGCAGCUGCAGCAGCUGCAGCAGCAGGAGGAGCAGCAGCAGCAGUGGAAAGGCAUGGACACAGAAAGCAACAGCAGCAGCAGCAGCAAACUCAAAUCCGAGAGGCGGAUGCUGCUGCAGAAGCACGUAGCUGUAGACAUAUUCAGGCUCAUGAGGAGAAGAGACAGACUGGCUGCGAAGUACUCCCCCGAGGCGGUGGCGGCGCGCAUGGCGGCCCGCGAGCGCCGGCGGCAUCUCGUGGAGUCGGGGCAGCUGGGGCCAGCAACAGAUGUGCGGCGUUUGACGCAGAGUGUGGCGGACCGCCGCUACGCCCCCGGGGACUUUCCGUUUGCUAUGAACUGCAUAUACUAUCUCUCGCGGCCCCUCAGGGGUAUUUCUAUAGAACAGGUAAGCAGCAGCAGCAGCAGCAGCAGCAGCAGCAGCAGCAGCGGUAGCAGCAGCAGCUGUUUGCAGCGGAUGCACCCUGGUUUGUUGUAUGAAGUGAGCCUGCUGCUGGAGGAGGCAGCAGCUGCAUGCAGGGAGAGCCUGCUGGCUCUGCACCGGCCGCGGCCCCCCCCCGUUGACUUGCCGCAGCUGUUCGGGUGUAUAUACAACAUAUCAGCAACAGCAGCAGAGCGAGCAGCAGCAGCAACAGCUCCUCUUGACCCUAUGGAUUUGCUGCUGCCGGAGCUGCUGCAGCUGCCUGGGGCGCCUUGGGCAGCAGCAAAUAGCAGCAGCAGCAGCAGCAGCAGCACCAAGCUGGGGCCCCUCCUCGCCCUGCAUGCGCUGCAGCUAGCCAGUGCUGUCUCCGCCAAUCUGCUGCUGCCGGUUGAGAACAGGCUGAGCCUGGCGGGCUUCACGCGGGCCUCUCUGGGGCCGCUGCUGGUUGCUGCUGCUGCAGUGCAGCGCAGCAGCAGCAGCAGCAGCAGCAGCAGCAACAGCAGCAACAGUGCAAACCCAGCGCUAGAAGCUGCUGCUGCUGCUGAAGACGCAGAAGACCUCGUAGACAGCGAUGCAGACUGGAUAGACCAGGAGGAGGAGCAAGAUCAAGCGAAUGAGGUUGGUGGGGCUUUGACCCGGCAAGGCCGAGUCUUCCGCCGCCCGGAGUCUCCUGUGGAGGCUUCGCCUCGGCCUUCAUUCCCAGCCAUCAGCAGCAGCAGCAGCAGCAGCAGCAGCAGCAGCAGCAGCAGCAGCGCGGGGGGGUUCCCAGAGUGCUGGGGGGGGCCCCUCAAAGAACACCGGCUGAGGGAGGAGGGAGAAAGCCUGAAGGCUGCUGCUGCUGCGCUGCUGUCUGCUCUGGAUUGUGUUGCUGUUGCUGCUCUGCGUGCCGAGCGUUUGAUUCGUGCUGCAGCAACGCGAGCAGCAGCAGCAGCAGCACGGGCCUCAGCAACUGCAGCAGCAACAACAGCAGCAGCAGCAGCAGACGCAGCAGAUCCAGUUGCUGCAGCAAAGGCAUUCGUUAAACUCCCAGCAGCAGAACUGCUGCAGGGACUCAUAGAUGAGAAGCAAGCAACGCUGACGGGGGCAGCAGCAGCAGCAGCAGCAGCACCAGCAGCAACAGCAGCAGCAGCAGCAGCAGCAAAAGGGGCUAAGGGUUCUCUUCUCGAUGCCUUGAUGAACUACAGCAGCAGCUGGGAUCUGCGGCAGCUGCAGAAGCUGCAGGAUAUGCUCGGCUUGCAGCCACCUAACUCGCAGCAGCAGCAGCAGCAGCAGCAGCAGCAGCAGCAGGAAGACCAGCAGGAGCAGCAGCAGCAGCAGCAGCAGCAGCAGCAGCGCCAGAUGCAACGGAGUUUGUGGUUGUGCACAUGCAGCAGCAGCGGGGUGUCGCUACACCCCACCUAG